CAGGCCAACGAAUGGAUACCUUUCAUCUCCCCCAGUCUUUUCUCCAAGGGAAGACUCAGAGGCAGCAAGCAGUAACCUAGCAAGCCCAACCUUUGACAGGAAAAUGAGCUCGUUGACGGAUGAGGAGGUGGAACAGCGUGCAGAGGCACGGACGAAUCGAAAGAUUGCCGAUCUGGAAAUACAGACCGCUUCAUUGCAGCAGUUAACCGCAUCAUUAGAGCGCGAGCGGCACAAGCAGUCACUCGAAAUCCGUGAGCUCCGUCGAAAGCUGCGAGAAUCCCGUCUCUCCUUACCCCCUCGGACCUUCCAGGCACUCAAGACGACCUGGGAAGCAGAUGGAUUGGAUUUGGAGUCCGAAGAGGAAGAGGACCACGACAAGGCUGAUCCUGUUUGGGAGCGAGUGAAGGGUUUGGUGGACGACAUGCUCAACGUCGGCGGUCGAGCUGUGGAGGAAGGGCAGGAGUUCAUCAAGAAGAGAGACAAGUCAGGUGGUGGAGUCGUUCGAGUCUUAACGGCCGGAGAGCUGGAGGAGAUGGAAGACAGCAAGGAACAGGAUCAAGGGGAUACAGGGGAGUAUGGCGAAGGUCAACACCAACCUUCAUUCCGCAAGAAAGGAGACGUGGCUUUGGACUGGUUAUCUUCCAAUGGGGACCGUAAUGAAACACCUGGAUAGGCCAUCUGCCUUCGAACAAUGGAAUACUUCACGACUCCAUAUACUGAUGAGAAUAGAAUACCUAGCACGACAUACCAUUGUAUAUCUAUGUGGUAAUUAAUCG
This is a messenger RNA of Dacryopinax primogenitus, 776 nucleotides long. RefSeq lists its product as uncharacterized. The record is from RefSeq and is a predicted model, not a curated record. Lineage: Eukaryota; Fungi; Basidiomycota; Dacrymycetes; Dacrymycetales; Dacrymycetaceae. The coding region runs from base 104 to 673 and encodes 189 amino acids. The transcript has 2 exons.